AUGCUGUCUUUUAUGGCCAUUCCCAGUGUUGCUUGGAUACUGCUUUCUGACCUCAUACUGCCAUAUCAAGUAAAGGGGGAAGAUUUGCAGAAGGAAGAUUUGCCUCCAAAGACAAGUUGCCCCAAAGGCUCCUUGGCCUAUGGCUCCCACUGCUAUGGCUUGUUUCUGUCACCCAAAUCCUGGUCGGAUGCAUAUUUUGCAUGCCAUAAAAGGCCCCAAGGACACCUUGUGUCUGUGCUCACUGCCUCUGAGGCUUACUUCGUAGCCUCCAUGAUCAGAAAAACGGGAAUGAAGAAUGAGGACGUCUGGAUGGGACUCCAUGAUCCCACGGAGGGCCAUAAGCCCAAUGGAAGCGGCUGGGAGUGGAGCAGCAAUGAUAUUCUGAAUUACCUGGCCUGGGAGGAAAGUACCCCAUGCUAUCCCAACACAGGCUACUGUGGGACCCUUUCAGCAACCUCAAAUUAUGAGCAAUGGAGAGGUUAUGACUGCAAUAAAGAGUUACCCUAUGUCUGGAAAGACCUGCAGAAGGAAAAGCUGUCACCAAGGAUCAGUUGCCCCCAAGGCUCCGUGGCCUAUGGCUCCCGCUGCUAUGCCUUGUUUCUGUCACCCAAAUCCUAA
Molecule: messenger RNA, 618 nt
Organism: Sorex fumeus (smoky shrew)
Lineage: Eukaryota; Metazoa; Chordata; Mammalia; Eulipotyphla; Soricidae
Product: lithostathine-like
Exons: 6
Coding region: 1-618 (205 amino acids)
Biological process (GO): venom-mediated disruption of cell wall in another organism; antimicrobial humoral immune response mediated by antimicrobial peptide; positive regulation of cell population proliferation
Molecular function (GO): signaling receptor activity; oligosaccharide binding; peptidoglycan binding
Source: RefSeq, a predicted model, not a curated record